CAAUACCUAACAAAAAUACGUGGCGCUUAUUAUAUAAUAUAUAGUAACAGUAAUAAUUAAGGUAGUGCAGAUUUCAAUAAUCAAAAUGUAGUAGAAAAAUUUGAACUUUUUUUCCCUCACACCAGAAAAAUAUGGUACUGCAUCGAAAGGCUUUGGAGUCGCAAUUGGUAUCUGUCCUUCAAGGCUGCACCAACCUCAAAAAAGUCAAAGAAGUCCACGCUCACAUCUAUCGCAACGACCUCCACCAAUGUUCCUACGUCAUUACCAAACUCAUCCGCGUCCUCACGGUGCUCCACGUUCCAGUGGAAUCUUACCCUCGCCUCGUCUUCUCACAGGUCCAAAACCCUAUCAACCCCUUUCUAUGGACGGCUCUUGUUCGUGGCUAUGCCCUGAAGGGACCACUUUCCGAGGCAUUUCGCCUUUACGCCUCCAUGAGGACGAAAGGCAUUGGUCCCGUGUCAUUUAUGUUCUCUGCUCUGUUCACGGCUUGUGGCGCCGCGCGUGACGCGACCUUGGGGGCGCAGCUUCAUGCCCAGACGGUGUUAGUUGGUGGGUUUGAGUCUGAUUUGUACGUAAACAACACAAUGAUCAAUAUGUAUGUAAAAUGCGGUUCUUUGCACUGUGCACGCAAGGUGUUUGAUGAAAUGUCAGAACGGGAUGUGGUUUCUUGGACCGAGUUGAUUGUUGCGUAUGCGAAGACUGGUGACAUGGGAUCGGCGCAGGAGCUGUUUGACGGAUUGAAUGUGAAGGAUAUGGUGGCUUGGACUGCAAUGGUUACUGGUUAUGCACAGAAUGCAAUGCCAAAGAAAGCCUUGGAGUUUUUCGAGCGGUUGCAAAACGAGGGUAUGGAGGCUGAUGAGGUUACCUUGAUUGGUGCCAUAUCCGCUUGUGCUCAAUUGGGAGCAUCCAAGUAUGCUAAUUGGAUAAGGGACAUUGCUGAGAAUUCUAGGUUUGAACCAGCAAAGAGUGUUCUUGUGGGAUCAGCAUUGAUAGACAUGUAUUCAAAGUGUGGUAAUGUGGAAGAGGCACAUAAUGUGUUUGCAAGAAUGAAGCAAAGGAAUGUGUUUUCUUACAGCUCCAUGAUUGCAGGGUUUGCAAUGCAUGGCCGUGCUCAUGCAGCUAUUGAAUUGUUUUAUGAGAUGUUGAAGACUGAGACUAAACCAAACCAUGUUACUUUUUUAGGAGUUCUUACAGCUUGCACUCAUGCAGGCAUGGUAGAGCAAGGUCAGAGGGUCUUUGAAACCAUGGAAAAAUGUUAUGGUGUUGCUCCAACUGCUGAUCAUUACGCUUGCAUGGCGGAUCUUCUUGGCCGUGCUGGACACCUGGAGAAAGCACUUCAGCUCGUUCAGACAAUGCCUAUGGAGCCCAAUGGAGGUGUAUGGGGAGCACUUCUUGGAGCAUCACACAUCCACAAGAACCCUGAUGUUGCUGAAGUUGCUUCUAGCCAUUUGUUUGAUCUUGAACCUGAUAACAUAGGGAACUAUCUAUUGCUUUCUAACACAUAUGCAUCUGCUGGAAGAUGGGAUGAUGUGUCAAGGGUAAGAAAAUUGAUCAAAGAGAAGAAUUUGAGGAAAAAUCCAGGUUGUAGCUGGGUUGAAGCGAAGAAUGGUAUGGUUCACGAGUUCUUUGCUGACGAUGCGACACAUCCUGAAAUUGGUGAGAUCAAGAAGGCUUUAGAUGAUCUUAUGGAGCGAUUGAAGGGAAUUGGAUAUCAGCCAAACCUAAGUUCAGUGCCAUAUGAUAUUGGUGAUGAAGAAAAGAAGCGUUUACUUAUGGCUCAUAGUGAAAAACUAGCUUUGGCAUAUGGAUUGCUAGGCACUGAUCCAGGUUCCACUAUAAAGAUCAUGAAGAACCUUAGGAUAUGUGAGGAUUGUCACAUUGUAAUGUGUGGUGCAUCGAAAAUUACAGGAAGGAAAAUUGUUGUGAGGGAUAAUAUGAGAUUCCAUCACUUCCUCAAUGGAGCCUGCUCCUGUAGUAACUUUUGGUGAUAGACACCAGGUCAUUGUGCAGGCAAAAAACUGACAUAUUUUUACGGAACGAAAAGCUUUGAAGUGGGAAUCACCAUUUGUUAUUUUCUGGAUGCAGUAUAUGCUUAGAAACAAUUGCUUUGUGGUUGCCAAGAUAUCAACUUUCAGAAAAGGAAACUUGAAAUCUUAGAUCAAAUGCAGGGUUGCUCAAUUUGUCACCGGGGAAAGUAAUAGAUGGAUGGCAAGGCAAGGCAAGCGACUAUGUUUUUAUGGAUACACAUACAUGCAUGGUCAGAGUAAUAGGGGAUUGAGAUAAAUUGACCAACUUUGAUUCUGUUGGAAUCCUGAAACUUCAUGACACUGACAAAUAAAAGCAGUGCUAGUAAUAGAUAGAAUGUGGAGGAGAUACUGAAGAAACCAGCUAAAGGAAACCAUUAUACUUUUUGUUCUUCAAUUUGAUCCGGUCUAUUAAGAACUAUAUCUCCAUAAUUAUGGAACAGAUAUAGCAGGCUGCUAAAGAGUACCUUGCAAAGAUGGUUCCUUUAAUCAUUACCUACUGUUAUAGGAAGUUCUUAUGAAAACAGACCUAAUAGUCCAAUAUUUUGUGAUUCCUAACUCAGUUAUUAUUCAAAAUUUUAGACAGAAAAAUGUGAAUAUCUAUUAUCCAAUUAUUGCAAUGUAUACUGAAUUGAAACCGGUAGAGGAUUCAACCUCAGAUAUGUUACUUUCAAUUGAUGACAAUUGUAUCACAAUCAUAAAAUGCUGUUCAAGAAUGAACUCAAAUUUCAUAUAUCAUAUGCAUGCACGUACCCCUUGCCUUCCCUCAAAAGAAAAGUAACCAUUUCCCUCCCCCAAAAGAAAGGAGAACAAUGACAAUGGGCAUAACAACUUGGGAGAGUAUAUUUAAGCAAAGACAAAGCGAAACUGUGUUAAUUGAUUUGGAGUUUAGCUGUUCAAGCAUAAAAAUAUAUUAUUAUGAAAAAUAUUAAUAUCUGGUCCGUUAACAUAAGGAUUUUUUUUAGUCCAAAAACCUAAUUUCCCUUAUCAAAGUCUUGCGUCAUUGAUGCUUUUGUUCUGAAAAAGCUUACAGCAUUGAAACUUGAUUGCAUGUGCAGUAUGAGGUGGACGCAUUAUAUAAAAAUGGUUAGUUUACUUGAAGCAUACUUUCUGAAACUUUAUAAGAUCCCAAAACAAAUUAUGACUCAAAGUGAUAUUGUCUGUUUAAUUUCUUUUCUUUUUGUAAUAUCAAAGUGAUCAUAGUUAGUUAGGUCUAGUUAUGAUACCUAAUACAUUUUAGUUAUUGGAAUAUAAGAAUAAGAAUAUCAUAUAUUUCGGUUUCACUUUAUUGGUUAAUGAAUUGAUUCUUGUUCUGUCCAACCAUGAAAAUCCAAUAAAACAAUAAUUCAAAACCAAUAAUGCAAUUAUUAUAGUCUUAUGCACGACACAAACUCUAGCGUUUGUUCCCAAUUAAGGAAAUGAAACAAAUUAAUGAAUUAUGUCAUAUGCUAACAUAUGUUGGUAAUUGUCUUUUUCUAGAAUGACCAAAGUAUCCAACAAAUUUUGUUCUUUUAAUUAGCUUCCUUUAUAAUUACUUUAGUGGCUUUGCACAUUAACUGGCUGUGAUUGGCAUGGAAAUUUUGUUAUAAUAUGACAGAUGUCAUCCCUCUACUUGGCAGUGAUAUUAAUAAAUAUUGAUGUAACAACUAUCAUUUAGAUUAAUUAAUUAAAUUUCAUUUGUAAUUUUAUAUAACUAGAAGCCUGGGUUGUUUAGGGGAUCUUUUAACUUUAUGAGACUAUUAUUAGCACUUAACAUCUUAUAUUAUUACAAUAAUCUAUGUGCUAAUACCUUACCUACUCAACAAAUCAUAUAUAAAGUAUAAACUAGCAUUAAACGUGAUUAACUUACUAAAAUCACGAGAAGUGAAGGUUAAAAAAAAAAGAAAAAUUAAGAAAAGAAUAAAUUAUCAUUUAUAUCCAUAAAAGAUACCGAUGCUGACAAAUGUACCCAUAUAAGAAUAAAACGACAAUUAUAACCACGGAAGAUGGCUUCCGUGUGCCAAGAGUACCCGAAUGUUUGUUACACAAUUGGUCCGUUAGGGUAUUUUUGGCACACGGAAGCCAUCUUCCAUGGAUACAAUUGACGUUUUAUUCUUAUAUAGAUACAUUUGUCAGCGUUUGUAUCAUGUCAUGGAUAGAAAUUGUAAUUUAUUCUUAAGAAAAAUAGAAAGAGAAGAGAUGAAACUCCCCUUCUCAAAAUAUACAGAGCCCUUAAUCAAUAUUGUUUGAUACAACAAAUGAAAUAACUGAUACUAAUGAUUAACAUUACAA
Molecule: messenger RNA, 4295 nt
Organism: Arachis ipaensis
Lineage: Eukaryota; Viridiplantae; Streptophyta; Magnoliopsida; Fabales; Fabaceae
Product: Pentatricopeptide repeat (PPR) superfamily protein
Biological process (GO): RNA modification
Molecular function (GO): protein binding; zinc ion binding; RNA binding
Source: RefSeq, a predicted model, not a curated record